Messenger RNA from Acanthochromis polyacanthus (spiny chromis), 1608 nucleotides. RefSeq lists its product as uncharacterized. The transcript has 7 exons. The coding region runs from base 1 to 876 and encodes 291 amino acids. The record is from RefSeq and is a predicted model, not a curated record. Lineage: Eukaryota; Metazoa; Chordata; Actinopteri; Pomacentridae.
AUGACAAGACUCAGACUCAAGCUGCUUGAGAAGAGACUGGAGAGCAAAAAGGACAUUAUGGAUGACAGACUAAAGUCUGCCCAAUCUGCAAGGAGUUAUGAGGGGCAAAUGGAUGCACUCCACCAGGCACUAAGAAGAAAGCAAGACCUGCUGCAAAGACUGAAAGAGCAGCAUAUGAAAGAGGACCUCAUCAGACCUCACACCUGGGGAGGGUCACCAAGACAGUACCAGUGGCGCUUCAUAAAUCCCCCUCAGCUGCCUCCACCUGCACCCAUGGCAUCCACCCACAUCUACCAGCCAGCUACCGGUCCAGCCUUCAGUUCCCUUCCACUACCUGCCGUGCCACAACCUCCUCACAUCAUCCAACAGACUCUACCCCAAUUCCCCGCCACCAUCAUAAAACAGCUGCCACAGCAGCAGCCUGCACUAACUCAGAUUCCUCCACCUCAGCCUCACCCUGCACUACGGUCGGGUAGCAUCAAAGAAGACAUGGUUGAGCUGAUGCUGAUGCAAAAUGCCCAGAUGCACCAGAUCAUAAUGCACAAUAUGAUGCUGAAAGCCGUGCCUCCUAUUGCCCUGUCACCACCUGGACAGUCCCAUCACUGUGUCCCUCACUGUACAUAUUGUGGACAGGACAGUUACCAAGGAAACCUCCCUUAUGUGAGGCCAGAUGUCAAAACUGGGGGAAGUACUGUCCAUCAUCAUCAUCAUCAUCAUCAUCAUCAUCAUCAUGGUCUCACUCCCACAGCACCACAGCUGCCUCCGAUCAGCUACCCUACAUGGCCGCCAGGGGUGUCAUCUGCCCCAGCAGGACAUGCAAAGGGACACAUACCAUCAUUACACCCAACAGCACCUGUUACCCUCCCACCACCUUAAUAUGGUACACACUCACUAUAUACACACACAAUUCCCCCAUCACUCUACAGUCAGUGAUCUAUCAUGACAAAUUGUACAGUGGAUUGACAUGGAAAAAUGGCAAUUUUAGUCACAAUAAAAUGUGCAGAAAAUGAAGGGGUAUGAUUACUUUCUGAAGAUGCUUUUUAAUCAAGGUUAUGUGUGUAUGUGUCUUAACAGGACUCACAUUUCUCAGAGUCCCCUUGUCUCUGAUUUUUUUUAAAGCACAAUGGAAAACAAUUACAUAUUAACUUGGAUGUCAUGCUGACUACUUGGUUAGCACUUUUGCCUUGCAGCAAGAAGAUCCCUGGUUCAAAUCCCGGCCUGUGCCUGGGAUCUUUCUGCAUGGAGUUUGCAUGUUCUCCCUGUGCAUGCGUGGGUUUUCUCCGGGCACUCCGGCUUCCUCUCACAGUCCAAAAAUAUGCUGAGGUUAACUGAUUACUCCAAAUUGCCCGUAGGUGUGAGUGUGAUUGUCUGUAUAUGUAGCCCUGCGACAGACUGGCGACCUGUCCAGGGUGUCCCCUGCCUUCGCCCGAAUCAGCUGGGAUAGACUCCAGGACCCCCUGUGACCCUAGUGAGGAUAAAGCGGUGUAUAGAGAAUGGAUGGACUAUGUUUUUAAGUGACACAUACCUGUGACUAAAUAUGUUGUGCCAUUGUACAAUCACUGGGAUCAGUUGUAAUGCACAAUGCACACAAAUAAAUGUUAAACUGAG